AUGAAAUCUCUGUGCUGGGGUGUGCUCGGCCGCCCCCUUCACGGGGACACCCCCCAAGUGGGCGGGAGAAAGCGCGGUUCUUCCAAGCGUCCGCGCUGCUCGGGGUGCUGCCGCUCCCCAGCAGGCUUUCCAGACUGUGGGCCCGUGCGGGCCAAGGGACGGGGCCAGGGGCGCCCCCAUCCCCCCGGCUGGACGGCACCAUCACCCCCGUGGGCGACACCGCAGAGGUGGCCGCCGCCCGAACGCCUUCCCAAACGCCUAAAAAACGCACAGGUUAGGGCCCCCGUGGGACCGUGCCGUGGUGCGGGCCCCCAGCCUUCAACGCCGUCCCUGUUCCCCAGCAGACCUUCCCGGGACUUUCCCAUCGGGCCCGCCCCCGUGCGGCCCAAGUGGACCGGCCCAGUGGCGCACCACCCCCGCCGGGUCGAGGGAACCGUCCCCCCCGUGGGGACCCCGCAGGGGUUUGGCAUGCCCCGUCGUCAACACCUUCAGCCACCCCCGUGCCCAGAAAGGUGUUCCAGCAGACCUUCCAGCGGGGGCCCCCCCUGUGCAGGCCAGGGGGGACGGCCCCGUGGCACCCCACCGUCCCCGCCGGACUCCCAGGCCCCCCCCUCAGGUCGCCGACACCCCCGGCGCACCGCCAAGCAGGCCUUCUUCAGACCCCCAGGGGAGGCGGGGCCCGCGGCGCGCCCCUUCUAG
This is a messenger RNA of Penaeus monodon (black tiger shrimp), 699 nucleotides long. RefSeq names its product basic proline-rich protein-like. The transcript is spliced from 3 exons. NCBI's taxonomy places the organism in Eukaryota, Metazoa, Arthropoda, Malacostraca, Decapoda, Penaeidae. The record is from RefSeq and is a predicted model, not a curated record. The coding region runs from base 1 to 699 and encodes 232 amino acids.